Molecule: messenger RNA, 359 nt
Organism: Saccostrea cuccullata (small rock oyster)
Lineage: Eukaryota; Metazoa; Mollusca; Bivalvia; Ostreida; Ostreidae
Exons: 3
Coding region: 3-329 (108 amino acids)
Source: RefSeq, a predicted model, not a curated record
AAAUGAAGACUUCUCUGGCUGUUUUUGCUGCUCUUUUAAUGAUUGGUUGUGUGUGUGGCCAGAGAGCAAGAUCCAGGGGAGGAGCAACAAGACAACAGCCAUCAUCUGGAAUGUCAGAAACUAUGAUGAACUAUAUGAUGAUGAAGUCAUUAAUGGGUCCAGGAGGGGGAAUGUUUGGAGGUAAUAACUUACUCAGUCUGAUGAUGCUGGGAGGUGGGGAUAUGUUACCCAUGGAUGAUUUGAUGCAGAUGAUGAUGCUGAGGCGGAUGAUGGGUGGCGCUCCUGGUGGAGCUGCUGGAGGAAGAGGGGCCAAGGCCACUCAAGGUUAAAUGUCUCCUAAGAAGAUCUACAACGACGCA